AUAACACAAUUUAAUUCUGUUGUAUUGCAUAUAGCUGUGGAAAUAUUACUAGUAUUAUUAUUUAACUAUUUAUAUAUUUAUAUAUAUUGCAUUGAUAUAAAUCCAAUAUUAAUUAAAAUUACAUAAUCAAUUUAGUUAGGUAAAUAUUUAAUGUCGCAAAUUUUUCUUUUGCAACUAUAUUCUAAUUAUUAUCGGACUUUGUCCCAAAAUCAGGUAUGAUUUUAGUUAGACCAUACAAUAACAAGUAAGUAUUUUGUAGAACCUGGCGCCUUAGCAUACAAAUAUUUUUGUUCGCAAGUGAAUAUGUUAGGUUCAGUAUUCUAUAGUCUUUCUAUAAAAAUUCUUCACGCGCAUUUUUAUAGAUGAAUAGGUUUAAAAAAUUAUUUUAUAUAUACUAAUUUUUACCAUAAGCAGCCAUUUUACAGCUAUUUACACUUAAGGAGCACUAUCUUUAUCCUUUGAAAAUCUCUAUUGAUCAUUUGCAUCUAAAAUUAACAUCGCAAAGAAGUUUGUUGUUCUUUUAUGACAAUAUUAUUUUUAAAAUAUGACUUUUCCGUUGUAUAUUGUAUUAGUAGUUUUCUGUGACGUACAAAUAGGAGAUUUAAGUAUGAAAUAGAAUUAUAACAAAAGAAUUUAGAUAAUUUUCUGUAAUUACAGAAUAGAAAAAAGAUAAUACAAAUUUUUGAUUGAUUUUUCAGAUGGAUCGCCUAAUCAAUGACUUUGAUAUUAUGACUUGGAAAUAUACAAUUCUAUAUACGGGAGUUGCUGUAGGAUUCGGAUAUGCUUUGUAUAAAUGGUAUACAAAUAGUUUGAGAUUAAUACCAGGCCCAAGGGGUCUACCCAUUCUAGGCAUUACGCCGUAUAUGGACAUAAAACAUUUUCAUGUGCAAUUGAAUGAAUAUGCAAAAGAGUAUGGGCCCGUCUGUCGAAUUGACCUUCUGGGUGAAUCUGUAAUUUUGGUUACUGGUAAAGAUGCAAUUGAUGAAGUUCUGUCUACGAAACAAAAUGAUUUUUCAGACAGAUUGCAAACGUUUAGGACCAGUCUAGCUAUGAACGAAAACGAAGUAACAGGAUUUAUGAAUGAUACACCAGAAUUUAGAGAGAUAAAGAAACAGAUAUAUAAAUCAUUGAAAACCUAUGGUGAUGGUAUGAAUAAAGUUGAAAAUAUAAUGGAAGAAGUAUUAACUGAUUUGAUGAAAGAUAUUCGAAACGAGGAGAAAACUUCUGUCAAUUUUAGCCUUAAACUACAAUAUACUUUAACGACUGUUAUCACUUCGCUGAUUUUUGCACAAAGAGUUCAUGAAAAAGACAUAAUUAGAACCAUCGGUUUGGUCGAUAAAACUUCUAAAUCAUUUUUCAAUCUCUCCAGUAUUUUAUUAGAUGUUAUGCCCUGGUUAAGAUUUUUUGGAAACAAAGCUUAUCAAACAUUGAAAUCGUCUAGAAUGUCGAUUGACCAAACUUUCGACCCAACUAUUGAAGACCUCAAAAAUUCGAUUGACGAGAAUCGUAUUCGUAACUUUGUGGAUAGUUUCUAUCUUAAUUGUGAAAAGAGUUCACUGCAGCUCAGUCACUCUUUGCUGGCCAAUAAUGUCAAGGGAUUGAUAAUUGCAGGUUAUUUGACUUCUUCAUCGAUAUUAUAUACCUUAUUGUUAUUAUUAAUGAAACACCGAGAUAUUGAAGACAAGAUUGUUAGAGAGAUUAUAACCUACAUUGGUACAAACCGAUUACCUAAGAUGGAAGACCGAGAAAAAAUGCCGUAUACUGAAGCUUCUAUCUUAGAAGCCUUAAGAUAUAUAUCAAACGUCCCAAUUGCACUACCCCACGUCGCUAAGAAUACUUCUACCAUUUCGCAAUUCAAAAUAGAAAAAGGAACUCAGAUAUGGGUUAAUUUGUGGGGCUUACAUCAUUCAGAAGAAAUUUGGGGAGAUCCUUUUACUUUUAGGCCAGAAAGAUUCUUGGCUGAAGAUGGAAGUUUACUGCCUCUCGAUUCGAAACUGAGAAAAUGCUUAAUGGCUUUCGGAGCUGGUAGAAGAUUUUGUGUUGGAAAGAAUUUAGCUAUGCACAGAAUAUUUUUAAUUCUUACUGCCGUCUUGCAAAAUUUUCGCUUGGAAAUACCGAAUAAUACAGAACUAGUUGAUUUAGACUGUAGAAAAUUUGAAUUUGGCCUUGUUGUCGCAGCUUCGGCAAUGCCUUUGAAGUUUAUUCCAAGAAACCUUUAAAAUUGAAAACAGGAAAACUAUACACAAGUAUCUAAAAAUAUAAAUUAAAAGUAUAGUAUCAAUGAUUGUAGCCUGUGUUAUAUACAGUAGAACAAAUAAUUUAUGUUUUGAUGGUAACAUAUAAUGUAAACCUAAUUACCUUUCGUUUUAAUUGCUUAUUACAAACCUUAAAUUAUUCAUUUUAAGUCAUAUCUUACGUGAUUACGAUUGGAAUUAAAUUUCCUACUGCUUAAGUAGCUAUUUACUUUCGUAUACUGCUGAUGGCUUGUGACAACUUUUAACUGUAUAUUGUAAAUGUAUAUAUAUUUAAAAAUGGAUACUACUGAAUAAAUAUUAAAGAAAAUGAAUGGAG
This is a messenger RNA of Dimorphilus gyrociliatus, 2571 nucleotides long. The record is from the annotation of a GenBank genome assembly. NCBI's taxonomy places the organism in Eukaryota, Metazoa, Annelida, Polychaeta, Dinophilidae.